GGUUCAACCACAGAGGGGCCGCAGGCAGUUUAGGACUGCCUGCAGGCUGUCCUUGUGGGGCGCAGGGCUGCGCGGGGGCAGUGGGGUAGCACGCGCGCGCUCGCGGCGCAGGCGCGCGGCCGAGCGGCAUGGCGUGGCCCUGCAUCAGCCGGCUGUGCUGCCUGGCCCGGCGCUGGAACCAGCUGGACCGCUCGGACGUAGCGGUGCCGUUGACUCUGCACGGUUACUCCGACCCCGGGAGCGAGGAGCCGGGCGGGGACUGCAGCGUCUCGCGCGGGAGCCCGUCGGUCGCAGGCGUGCGGGAGCCCGGCCGCGACGUGCCGCUCACCCAGUACCAGCGCGAUUUCGGGGUGCGAACUGCGCGAGCGGGGUCCCGGGAUGCGGCUCAAGAGCGCGCACCGGUGCCGGGCGGCCGCAGGGGCCAGUCCUCGGCGCCCCUCACCCGGACGGUCUACGUGCUGCCGGUCGGGGACGCGGACGCAGCCGUAGUAGCGACCACGUCUUAUAGACAGGAAUUCCAAGCUUGGACUGGAGUGAAGCCCUCAAGAUGCACAAAGGCCAGAGCAGCCAGAGUCACCACAACUCACAGCUCCAGAUGGGACCCCAGCCCUGGGGCCAGCCUCCAGGUCCCAGAGGUGAGGAAAUUCACACGUAAUCCCUCAGCCAUCUUUCAGACAUCAGCUCCUCAGACUCUCAAUGUGUGACCAGUGGGAACCAUGGCUGGGAAAGCUGGGCACGGCCAGACCUACUAGGCAGAGUCCUGGCCUGGUCUUUUGCUUACCGGAGCAGUGUGGCUGCUGGGUCUGGGUAUGGUAUGGUGUGGAGGCAGAGGGACAGGACACCACCAGCUGCACUCAGCCUCCCUAUCUGUCCUCCAGUGGUGGCAGGGAGACUUUAUCUUCUAAAUUGCCACUUGACAUCCUUCAGUUUUUAAAUCUGAUGAUCAAUUCAACUGUGACCUGAACUGCUCCAGACCUAGAAAUGUGCACACUAUCACACCCUUGGUAGGUCAGGUUCACACCGUGGACGGUUUCCCCAAGAUGCAUGCUAUUAUUUAUUUUAUUGAUGACUCCCAGGCAGUGUCAUCUUUUUGCAGCUUACUAUUAAGAAAUUUAGCCCAGCAUUGGAGGGAGACAAAGGCUGACCUCUGUGAGCCUAAGGCCAGCCUGGUGGUCUACAGAGCAAGUGACAAGACAGCCAGAGCUACACAGAGAAACCCAGCUGUAAAACAGAUGCGGGGGAGGGGAAUGGGGGAUCAAUCUUAGGUUGCCAGCACUCCAGAGGCAGAGGCAGAAGGAUCUCUGAACUCAAUGCCUUCCUGGUCUACAUACCAAGUUCAAGGAGAGCCAGGGCUGCACACCCUACAUCAAAACAACAAAAACCUUUAGGGGUUUGUGUGUGUAUGUGUGUGUGUGUGUUUUAAUAUAUAAUCACUUGCAUACAGCUCUCAUGGUAGUGAUAUGUAGCCAAGGAGAUCAUCCAUGUCUUCGAUCUCAGACAUGUAAUUUCUUUAUAGCUAAGAAAACAAUUCCUAGGAUGAGUGGAACGUUGAAAGCACAAAAGGCAUUCACCUGUGUUUCUAGAGGCUGAACCCCGUUCACUGAUUUUGGUUGUCUCCCCUCAACACAAGGACUAGCAGGGACUGCCCUGCAUACCCAUGAGGAGCCGGCAGCGUGUCUUGAGAGCACCUCCUAUAGAACUUUAGGCCCCCAACUCCGGUUAGCUACUCACUCUCUACCCUGCUAAGUCAUCCGGUCUUUGGAAAACUCCAGCCAGCCCAUGUCUGUAUGGAACAACCCCAUUUCCCUUUGCACAACUGGAAAGAACCUAUGUCUGAGAGGUUUGGAGUGUUUGGUAAGAACUGUAAGGAUUUCCUUUUCUUCCCAGGCUCUCCCCAUGGGAGAGGCUCAUGUUUCAAAGGAAGCAGCUCAGACCUCCCACACAGCAGCCCCUCAGAGGUGCUAGCAGGCCCAUCCUCCCUCUUACCAGCCCAGGAAAUUCUGUUGUUUCUAAAGGGCAAAUAGAAACCAUAUGCAUACAUCAAGGAUCCUGUUACUCUAGAUUUGUCAGUUUGCAUGCUCAGUGUUCCUAAGAGGGAAAAGAUUGUCGGCUGGGCGGAUUAACAAUGUACUAGAAUGUGCGGCAGCCACUUGGUACAAACGCAGGCAUCUUCUUUCCUAUCCCUGUGGGCUCUCAACAACCAGAACAGUGCAACUGCGCUAAUAUCCUUGAAGCUUGUGAACUCCAAACCCUUCUUGUUCAGGGCUGCAGAUACCUCCAGUGUUGCGGUGUUACCUUCUUCCCGCUUCAGCUCUCCUGCAUCUUAAGUGUGCCACUGCUGCUCCCUCACUAGCAGGGACGGUGGCCACUCCCACUCCUGCACUUGCAAGUGAGGCUGCUAUCCGCUCAAACCUGCUGACCUGCUAGAACAUCCACAGUAAAGCAGCCAAGCAUGGCCCCUCAAGUGUCCUUUCCCAUUUAACUCCUCCAGGCACCUCGUGGUGCUGCUGUAGCCACUGGCAUGCCCCAGCCAAGAGCCUCCAGCUGUACACUGCUAGUGACCACACCACAUGCCCAGCAGCCCCCAGCCCCUGCAUUCACUCUUGGUGUAGAGAUGCAUGACCUAAGCAGUGUGCCACAUAGCUUGUUUCACCAGUCCUCAUGAGAAAUGAAAACCUGCUCUCAGGAAGUCCCUCCUCAUUGCAGAUCUGAGUAUGGCCACACGGUGGUUUCACAAGCAGCCCAAGAAGCAACCAAGACCCAUGUUAGCCUUGUUCGCCUAGUCCUGAGUCCACUUUAAACACAGUAUGCGCAAAGACCAGAAAAAUACACUGGAGGAUGAGCAGGGCUCAUCUUUGAGAAGGAGUGUGUAUAUGUAGGUACAUAUGUGUGUAUUCCUAUAUGUAUGGGGAUGUGUGUUCAUGUAUGUACAGGUACAUGUGUAGACGACAUGAAUACUCAAGUAUUCUUCAGGUACCCUUCACUUUUCUCACUGGCCCGGAGCUCGCCAGGUAGGUUAGGCUGGCGAAUAGCAAGGUUCAAGUGAUCUGCCCGCCUCUGCCUCUCCAGCGCUCAGAUUCCAAGUGUGCACCACCAUGCCUGCCUUCUAUGUGGGUUCUGGCGACUGAACUCAGGUACUGCAUGCACUUCAACUGAGCCAUCGCAGCCCAAAUUUUUAAAAAUACUUUAUCAUACCUGCUAAAAUUCCUAUAAACUUAAUAACUUUUAUAUUCUGUAAGUUUUGAAAAAAU
Messenger RNA from Apodemus sylvaticus (European woodmouse), 3251 nucleotides. RefSeq names its product MAP6 domain containing 1 (gene Map6d1). Bases 129 to 704 code for a protein of 191 amino acids. Gene Ontology annotation, biological process: regulation of microtubule cytoskeleton organization; microtubule cytoskeleton organization; cytoskeleton-dependent intracellular transport. The record is from RefSeq and is a predicted model, not a curated record. Gene Ontology annotation, cellular component: microtubule; Golgi-associated vesicle; cis-Golgi network. Lineage: Eukaryota; Metazoa; Chordata; Mammalia; Rodentia; Muridae. Gene Ontology annotation, molecular function: microtubule binding; calmodulin binding. The transcript is spliced from 3 exons.